This is a messenger RNA of Rhipicephalus microplus (southern cattle tick), 7845 nucleotides long. Its product is annotated as fatty acid synthase. The record is from RefSeq and is a predicted model, not a curated record. Gene Ontology annotation, biological process: fatty acid biosynthetic process. Lineage: Eukaryota; Metazoa; Arthropoda; Arachnida; Ixodida; Ixodidae. Gene Ontology annotation, molecular function: oxidoreductase activity; 3-oxoacyl-[acyl-carrier-protein] synthase activity; fatty acid synthase activity.
AUGGCUGACGACGAUGACAUCGUCAUCUCCGGCUUCUCCGCCUAUUUUCCACAAGCCAAUCACCUGGUAGAGUUUAAGGAGAAGCUCUACGCUAGUGUCGAUAUGGUCACUGAGGACGGCUUGCGUUGGCCCCCUGGGCACAUGGGCUUGCCUGGACGCCACGGGAAGAUCCUAGAUCUGUCCCGCUUUGACGCUCAGUUCUUCCACACGAACCCAAAGCAGGCACACGUGAUGGACCCACAGCUACGAAUGCUGUUGGAGACGUCGUACGAGGCCAUCUUCGAUGCCGGAUACGACCCCGACACACUGCGCAAGCGCAGCAUAGGUGUAUUCAUUGCAAAUUCGAACUCCGAGUCAUACUACGCUUUUCGCAAGGACGACAAGGUGGAUAGCAACUACCUGCUGGGAUGCGCCAGGUCAAUGUUUUCCAACAGAAUCUCCUACUCUCUCGACCUGCAAGGGUCGAGUAUGACGGUCGACACUGCGUGCUCUUCCACACUUGUGGCAUUGAACGAGGCCAUGCUCGCGCUUCGCUCUGGGCGAUGCGAGGCUGCCAUCGUGGGCGCUGGGAACCUCAACCUCGAUCCAUGCGUCGCGCUGAAUUUCAAGCAGAUGGGCGUGCUGUCAGAGGACGGAAAGUGCAAGUCUUUCGACUCAAGUGGCGACGGCUACGUUCGAAGUGAAAUUAUUGGCUGCAUGUUCCUACAAAAAAUUUCCGAUGCCCGUCUAGUAUACACCAAGGUUAUCAACGUAAAUGUUAAUACCGAUGGUUACAAGCUCGAAGGAAUGCCCUUCCCAUCGGCCGUAACGCACGAGCAGCUACUCCGUGCUACGUACGCAGAAGCCGACGUCGAUCCACGGAGAGUAGUGUACGUCGAGGCCCACGGUACUGGCACGAAGGUUGGCGGGCCUCAAGAGCUGGAAGCGAUUAGCAACGCCCUUUGUCCACCGGGACGCGAAACACCCCUGAAAAUCGGAUCCGUGAAAAGCAAUAUAGGACAUGCUGAAAGCGCUUGCGGUAUUGCUUCAAUGGCAAAAGUCAUCCUGACCAUGGAGACGGGCACCAUCGCAGCUAACCUACAUUUCAAGGAGCCAAGCCCUGAUAUCCCCUCGCUGCAUGACGGCCGCCUAGUUGUGGUUGACAGGCCAAUGCCCUUCGAUGGUGGUCUUGUGGCCAUCAGCUUGCAGGGCAUCGGCGGUACUAACGCCCAUGGAAUCUUCGAGCCCCAUCAAGGUCCGCACGUAGACCGUCUGCAACGUGAGAAGCCGGAAAUUCCGAGGCUUGUUCUCUUGGCUGGUAGAACCAAGGAGUCAAUGCUGCGCACCCUGGAUCGAAUAGAAGCCGAAGGGCCGUACCCAGACCCCACCUACGCCCUGCUGAAUCGUGUAGGCCAGCCAAGCACGAGGCAGUUCCCCUGUCGAGCCUUCGCCAUCGUCCCUGUGGACGAUUCGGCAAGGGAGAUCGUUAAAGCCGUUCAGGAUGUACCAUCAGAAAAGCGUCCCUUGUGGUUUGUGUUCACAGGCUUAGGCUGCCAGUGGUAUGAGAUGGCGAGUCAGAUGAUGCAAUUUGACAUCUUCGCCCGCUCAAUCCACCAGUCUCAUGCAAUGCUACGGGAUAAGUUUGGCAUUGACCUGAUAGACCUGGUGACCAGUGCCGACCCACGAAACAAGUCCAUCGUUUCAUUCGUUGUCGCCAUUACUACCGUUCAGGUUGCGCUGGUGGACAUGCUACACGCUAUAGGCCUCAAGCCAGACGGCAUUGUGGGACACUCUCUGGGCGAGGUUGGCUGUUCCUAUGCCGAUGGGGGCUUAAAUGCCGAACAGGCAGUUCUAUCUGCCUACUGGCGAGGUCGCUGCACAGAACUGAAGAAUCCACCUAAAGGAUCUAUGGCUGCAGUAGGACUUACAUGGGAUGAAGUGACGAAGAGAUGUCCCCCUGGUGUGUACCCUGCAUGCCACAAUGCGGAAGACUCUGUGACUGUGUCCGGUCCCACCGAAGCUGUGGCAGAGAUGGUCGCACAACUCAAAGCCGAGAACAUUUUCGCUCGCAAUGUUGACAGCUUGGACGUGGCCUUUCACAGCAAGCACGUCGAACAUAUUGGGCCUAGCCUUCUAGAAGAGCUGAACAAGGUGAUACCGCAGCCUAAACUGCGGAGCAAGCGAUGGAUUAGCUCGACCAUUCCGGAGAGUCAUUGGCAUGAACCCUCCUCGCAACUGUGCUCUGCCGAAUACCACACGCACAACUACCUGAACCCGGUCCUCUUCCGUGAGGCUCUAACGCAUGUACCUAAACACGCCAUCUUGUUGGAGAUUGGACCACACUGCCUCCUGCAGCCGAUCCUGCGGCGUGCUGUGGGCCCUAAAGCCACUUGUCUGGGUCUUAUGAAGCGCUACACGGACAACCUGGAGUACUUCCUUCGCUCGCUUGGCAGGCUUCACACUCUUGGUGUCCAAAUGAACUUGUCGGUGCUCUACCCUCCAGUUCCAUGGCCCGUGCCACGUGGCACUCCAAGCAUUGCACACUUGGUCAGCUGGGACCACUCGCAAAGCUGGACAGUGGCCCAUUGGAAGGACUUUUCUAACGCGACAGAGGCCUUUGAAGAGGUCAUUCAGAUUGACGUUGGAUCGAACAGUGCGGACAAGUAUCUUCUCGGUCACCAGCCCGAUGGUCGUGUGAUCUUUCCUGGCGCUGGCUACAUGCUUCUCGUGUGGAAGACUCUCGCAAAGCGCUUGGGAAAAUCCUUCAACGAAGUACCCGUCAUCUUUGAGCACCUGAAAGUUCAGCGCGUGACUAUCCUACCUCCAUCUGGCUGUGUGAGAAUCAUGGUCACAAUGAUGCCACUGUCUGGGGAGUUUGAAGUUUGCGAGUCGAGAGCAGUGGUGGCUAAAGGGCGCAUCCGCGUGGCCAAGGAAGGGGAGGCAGUGCUUCUCAAGGACCCUCCGGGAACCCCAAAAGAGGCCAUCACUUACGACAUGGACAUUGGCGACGUCUACAAAGAACUCAGUCUCCGCGGCUACAAGUUUUACGGAGCAUUCCGGGGUGUCCUGGAAGCUUGUUCACAAAAACCCUACUUCAAGCUGAAAUGGGAAAGCAAUUGGGUCACCUUUCUAGAUGCACUGGUGCACGUCAAUUUCAUCUGGAAUCCACAUAGGACGUUUGACUUGCCUGUUUAUGUGCAGUCGUGCCGCAUUGACCCAAGGGUUCAAGAAGCGAUCACGGAGGCUUCUGCAGGAAAGGGAGUACACGCCGUCUAUUGCCCAUAUCUCAACAUGGGCCGUGCAGGGGGCGUUGAAAUAGAGGGCAUAAAAUUUAGCAGUGUGACGCGACGGCCAGUGCAGCAGGACCCCAUCUUGGAAGAGUAUCGCUUUGUACCAUACCAGGACAACGAUGUCGCAAGGUCUAGAAAAGAACACUUCGUGCGACAAUACGCAGAUGUGUGUGGUUGUACCUUGCUGCACGUCCUGAAAAACUUUGAAGUAAACAGCAAUUUUUCCGAAAUGGGGACUCACUGUUGUGAGUUACCAGAAGAUAUUCAGAGUCGGUACACUGAGAACAUUCAAUCAAACCAUGGCUUGCUAGGACUACUGCUUAACGUGCGCAAAGAUGUCAAUGGUGCUGAAUCCCUGGCUUCUACCGUGAAAUCAGCAAUACUGACCAACAGAACAAGUUUGGAGGCGGACUUACUCAACAUCAGUCUACUCGGAGAAAACCCACUGAGGUUCCUGCUUGACGUAGUGGUUGAAAAUACAAGCUUCACAAAACUCACUGUGCUGGAGGUGGCGGUCGACGGAGACGUUCAACUUAUGAUUCCAUGGGUGAGCGAUUCGCUUUCGUUGUACGAUGGGAAGCUGAAAACAACGUACUACGUCAGCCACCCAAAUCCAGACAGCCUCCCUCUGGAUCAACUCCCCAAAGGGGCAUCCGUACUUGCACGGCACCAUUCUGCUUCAGAUGAAAAGUUGCCUCAAGCUGACUUGUUGUUAGCUUUCUUCGGCAUUAUGACCACACUUGCCGACCUCUCUGCAUUGGCUCAAGAAAUGUUCUCGCAGUGCAAGGAAGGCGGUUUUGUUCUUAUCUCCCACCGCACUACAUUGACAGUGGCCGAAGCCUUACUGUCAAAAAUCAGUGGGGUUCCUUUUCAAGUUUAUUCAGAAGAGGCAACUAGAGCAGUCUUUGAAACUUGUGGAUUUCGAUUAGUGGGUCUGAAGUCGAACAACCUCUUUGUGCUGCUAUUGCUUAGGAAGAUGACCUUACCCGUCGAUGUUUCCAGGCAGGUGGUUAUCAAGAUAGAAAACAGCAACUUCAGCUGGGUUAAGACGCUGAAAGAGAAAGUCGCUGAAUACGUCGGCAGGUCCGCCAGAGGUAACAUCUGGCUGCUCAGUGAAGAUGCCGGUACCAGUGGUGUCCUGGGUCUGACAAACUGCCUUUUACAAGAGACUGGUGCACGUCUCGUAAGGUGUGUAUUCGACGCCUCCGGAAGUGGUGGAAACAGUGUAGCCGACUUUAGCCCCACCAACCCAGCCUAUAAGGAUAUCGUAGAAAAUGGCCUAGUGAUGAACGUGUAUCGCGAUGGACAGUGGGGCUCCUUCCGGCAUCGCAAGAUCGAUUGGUCUGGGGAGGCAAAGACUGUUACGGGAGACGCUUACCUUCACUUCAAGAAGCGCGGUGACCUGUCCAGCCUGCAGUGGUACGAGUCCCCCCUUGGCUACACUUCCCCGUCCGAAAAAACUUCCUGCAGUGAACUUAUCUGCGACGUGUACUACGCACCUGUUAACUUCCAUGACGCCAUGAUUGCCACCGGCAAAGUCAACGAUGAUGGCUCUAUUGUUGAUGUCACCGGUCAAGGCACGUUCCUGGGCACAGAGUUCUCGGGGCGGGACCAGGACGGACGCCGUGUCAUGGGUUGUCUCGGUGGCAAGUGCAUCGCAACCAGGGUCGCAGCGGACCCAUUCGCUCUGUGGGAAGUGCCGGAUUCAUGGACCCUGGAAGAGGCUGCCACGGUUCCCGUUGCUUACUCCACUGCCUACUACGCCCUCAUUAUGCGGGGCGCGAUGCAAUCAGGAGAGUCAGUCCUCAUCCACUCGGGAAGUGGAGGCGUGGGUCAAGCCGCUAUAUCUGUUGCCCUGUCCAUGGGCUGCACCGUCUUCACAACCGUCAGUUCAGAGAAAAAGCGGAACUUUCUAAAGUGCCGCUUUCCACAACUGGAGGACAGGCACUUUGCAAACUCACGUGACCGCUCAUUCGAAGAACACAUCAAGGUGCAGACACGUGGUCGUGGUGUGGAUUUGGUGCUGAAUUCCUUGGCCGAAGAUAAACUGCAGGCCAGUGUGCGCUGCUUGGCCCCGCAUGGCCGUUUUUUGGAGAUCGGCAAGUUCGACCUCUUCGAAGACAACAACCUGGGCAUGUCGGUGUUCCUGCAGAAUGUCACCUUCCACGGAGUCAUGACGGACAGCUUGCAGAGGAAUGACCCGGCAACGCCGGUGCACAAGCGUCGCAUUGUUGAGCUCGUCCGCGAAGGAAUCGCAUCUGGUGUGGUGCGCCCGCUGAACAUCAUCAAGUUCACUCGAGACCAGGCUGAGCAGGCCUUCCGCUACGUUGCAUCUGGAAAGCAUAUAGGAAAGGUUUUGAUUGAGAUACGGCCAGAAGAGACCCAGCUCCGUGAUACUAAAACACCAUCGGUGACACUAGAGGCCGUGGCGCGUCCGUGCUUCUACGGACACAAGUCUUACAUCGUCGUUGGUGGCCUGGGUGGCUUUGGUCUUGAGCUGGCAGAAUGGAUGAUAUCUCGUGGCUGCUGCAAGCUUCUAUUGAUCUCAAGGACCGGAGUACGGACCGGUUACCAGCGGCUUUGCAUUCACCGGUGGAGCAACGUCGGUGCUACUGUUAUUGUGAGCAACGAGGAUGUAUCCACGGAGGAAGGUGCCCGCAAACUAAUUGAAAACGCAGAAACGAUGGGACCUGUGGGCGGCAUUUUCAACUUGGCCAUGGUUCUUCGCGAUGCCCUCAUCGACAACCAGUCGAAGGAGAUGUACGAAGAAGUGUGCAAGCCGAAAGUUCUUGUCACCCAACGCCUGAACGACGUGUCGCGAGAACGGUGCCCCUCCUUGGACCACUUUGUCGUGUUCUCUUCCCUUGCUUCUGGUCGAGGAAAUGCUGGUCAGACAAACUACGGUUAUGCCAACUCUGUGAUGGAGCGUGUGUGCGAGCGUCGCGUGGAAGAUGGACUACCUGGGCUGGCCAUUCAGUGGGGUGCAAUCGGUGACGUUGGUGUACUCCAUGAUAACCUGGGUGAGGACGUUGCAGUCGCUGGACUUGAGCAACAGUCAAUAAAGUCCUGCAUGGCGGUGAUGGACGCAUUUCUUAGCCAAAGCCAUCCCGUUGUUUCGUCGUUCGUCAAGAAGAGCUCGUCUAUGGCAGCAGAUUGCAAGGAUAAAGGCGAUCUUGUUGAAGCCGUAGCACAUAUCCUUGGCAUUAAAGACUCAUCCACGGUAAACCCAAGCGUAACCCUCGGCGAGUUGGGCAUUGACUCGCUGAUGACUGUCGAAGUAAGGCAGCUGUUGGAGCGAGACUAUGACGUUGCCCUUUCCAUGCAAGAAAUACGACAGCUCAGCGUAGCCCAACUUAGAGAGAUCAACGAAACCUGCAUCGAGAGAAAAGGGAUGCCGGACAGCUGCAACGCUGUAGAAACAAACCAUGAGCCCUCGUCUCACGGUACGGCAUCGGUUGUAGUGGUGGUGGUGCCUGGCGAGGAAAAUGCGGCGGCACGACCUCUUUACAUGGACGCGGCGCGGGAACGUUGCUUCCGGCUAGAGCAGCGUAGCUCAUUCCUUGUGGCUCAUGCGGCGCUGGUUCAGAAGGGCGAAGCCAAAAGCGAGCAACCUUCAGUCAUGAGUUCUAUGACACCUCCCCAAGAACCCGGGCACAAAACAAGUGGUCAGUCAGGUGCUCAUUCCCCUCCAUCGUCCGCGUCUGCACCGGCGUCGUCACCGGCAGGUACCGAGGACAGCCCUUGGCGGCGGUUCCUGGCACUCGGCAAGGGGCUCACCACCGACACGGAGAGUUCAGUCAGCACAGUUCCACUGCUGAGUCCCAGUUCAUCCCCAUGUGAAUCAUCUCACCACAGCGGCAAGGGAUCGUCGCUAGCCGCACAGUCCGCACCUGGAAGCACGGCACCUAUUUCACCAUCUUCGCCUACUGAACAUGUUCCAGCCUCUGGCCUGGCAACUUCUACUAGAGUCGGCUCAGACAUGGCAAGAACGAAGGCGCAAGUUACUCAGCCGUGGGUUUGCGAUGCCAUCUGCUCUCUCGGGGCAGCAGCGGCAUCACUGGCGCUAAUGGCGAUGAUGUUCAUGUACGCGGUGUGGAUGCUCAGUGACAGUGGUCGGAUGGCUAAGCCAGCACACCUAUCCGUUAACACAUGUACUACUGAUGACUGCAAAUGGCACGCCGCUUAUCUCCUGGAUGCCAUCAACAGUUCAGCGGAACCGUGCCAGGACUUCGAAGCGUUUGCAUGUGGGCGGCGCGAGCCUCCGCCAAAGCUGCGCAGCUUCGACACACUGCUGAAGCACCACUGGCACGUGCUGGACGUGAACUUGAUGGUAACCAGGGGCCUCCGCAAGCCACCACGCUUCACAGCAACGCGCAAGGCGGUCGCCAUGUUGCUGGCCUGUCUUCACCAGGGCUCUCUCGACAACCGGCGUCGGGGUAGGCAGUCAGUCUCGGCCACUGUCUUCAAGAUCCGGCAAACCUUUCCAAAUUGCAUUCUCUUCACAGGCCCUGAUAAACUUCUUGAAAGACAGGGGCUUGUCAUGGCCCGAGCCGUCAGGUCCGGUGCCUACCUCUAG